GGACCGCAGCUCGGCGCCGGGCGGCCACCGGCGGGCCUGGCAGGCCUACCAGGAUGGAGGGGCAUGCUGAAAUGGAGAUGCUGAGGACACUGACGGGGCCCUCCACAGGGGAGGUCAGCGUGCACCUGGUGGCCAGAGACAGCCCAGGUUCCGGUCCUCAUCUGCCGGCAACUGCCUUCAUCAUUCCAGCCAGCUCGGCCACCCUGGGCCUGCCCAGCAAUGCCCUGGAUGUGUCCUGCUUUCCCCGGGACCCAAUCCACAUAGGUGCCCCGGAGCAGGUGGCCAACAGCGAACCAGUUACCGCCACCGUUCUGCCGCAGCUCAGUGCGGGGCCGGCUGCCAGCUCCAGCGCCAGCACAGUGCGGCUUCUGGAGUGGACGGAGGCUGCAGUCCCGCCCCCUGGGAGCGGCCUGCGGUUCCGGAUAAGCGAGCACACGCCGCUCAACAUGGUGGGAGUGGAGCAGCCCCAGAGCCCGGAGCUGAGGCGGGAAAGCGUGACCCAAUACGAAGAUGGCGGGCCUCCGGCAGGAGAUGGCGAUGCGGGCACCCAACAGCCCGAGGACCUCCCCCAGGAUCCUCCAGAAGAUCCCCCUCAGGACUCCCUCGAGGAUGAUAGCUCCUGCCAGUGCCAGGCCUGUGGGCCUCAGCAAGGCGCCGGUCCAGAUCUUGGUUCCUCCAAUGAUGGCUGCCCUCAGCUCUUCCAGGAGCGGUCAGUCAUAGUGGAGAAUUCCUCAGGCCGUGGCAGCGCUUCUGAGCUUCUCAAACCCAUGAAGAAGAGGAAGCACAGGGAAUACCACAGCCCAUCAGAGGAGGAGUCUGAGCCAGAAGCCAUGGAGAAGCAAGAAGAAGGAAAGGAUCCAGAGGGACAACCCACCGCUAGUACCCCAGAGAGUGAGGAGUGGAGCAGCAGCCAGCCUGCGACAGGUGAGAAGAAGGAAGGCUGGUCAUGGGAGUCCUACUUAGAGGAGCAGAAGGCCAUCACUGCCCCAGUCAGCCUCUUCCAGGACUCCCAGGCAGUCACUCAUAACAAGAAUGGCUUCAAACUGGGGAUGAAGUUGGAAGGCAUUGACCCUCAGCACCCGUCCAUGUACUUCAUCCUCACCGUGGCUGAGGUGUGUGGCUACCGCCUACGUCUGCACUUUGAUGGGUAUUCCGAGUGCCAUGACUUCUGGGUCAAUGCCAACUCCCCUGACAUUCACCCUGCUGGCUGGUUUGAGAAGACUGGGCACAAGCUACAGCCUCCCAAAGGUUACAAGGAGGAGGAGUUCAGCUGGAGCCAGUACCUGCGCAACACAAGAGCUCAGGCUGCCCCCAAGCACCUGUUUGUGAGCCAGAGCCACAGCCCCCCACCCCUGGGCUUCCAGGUGGGCAUGAAGCUGGAGGCUGUUGACCGCAUGAACCCGUCCCUCGUCUGUGUGGCCAGUGUGACCGACGUGGUGGACAGCCGCUUCUUGGUGCACUUUGACAACUGGGAUGAUACUUACGACUACUGGUGUGAUCCCAGCAGCCCCUAUAUCCACCCGGUGGGCUGGUGCCAGAAGGAAGGAAAGCCCCUUACCCCUCCACAAGACUACCCAGACCCUGACAGCUUCUGUUGGGAGAAAUAUCUGGAAGAAACUGGGGCCUCUGCUGUGCCCACCUGGGCCUUCAAGGUGCGACCCCCUCACAGCUUCCUGGUCAACAUGAAGCUGGAGGCUGUGGACCGCAGGAACCCAGCCCUGAUCCGUGUGGCCAGCGUGGAAGAUGUGGAAGACCAUCGGAUAAAGCUCCAUUUUGAUGGCUGGAGUCAUGGCUAUGAUUUCUGGAUCGACGCUGACCACCCAGACAUCCACCCUGCGGGCUGGUGCUCCAAGACAGGACAUCCCCUGCAGCCUCCUCUCCGCCCCAGAGAGUCCAGCUCUGCCUCUCCUGGGAACUGUCCCUCUCUCAGCUAUCGGAACCUGCCCAACACUAGGACCUCCAAAUACAGCUUUCACCACCGGAAGUGCCCCACUCCUGGUUGUGACGGCUCUGGCCAUGUCACAGGCAAGUUCACAGCUCACCACUGCCUGUCGGGCUGCCCACUGGCCGAGAGGAACCAGAGCCGGCUGAAAGCAGAGCUGUCUGACACAGAGGCCUCAGCCCGCAAGAGGAAUCUCUCAGGCCCGUCCCCUAGGAAGAAGCCUCGCCAUCACGGCCGAAUUGGACGCCCUCCCAAGUUUCAGAAGAUUCCGCAGGAAGAUUUCCAGACACUCACCCCUGGUGUCAUGCCACAGUCCCUCUUCAUGUCUGCCUUGUCUGCCCACCCUGACCGCUCACUCUCAGUGUGCUGGGAGCAGCACUGCAAGCUCCUGCCAGGAGUGGCAGGUAUCUCAGCCUCGACAGUCACCAAAUGGACCAUCGAUGAGGUCUUCGGCUUUGUUCAGACCCUGACAGGUUGUGAGGACCAAGCACGCGUCUUCAAAGAUGAGAUGAUUGACGGCGAGGCCUUCCUUUUGCUGACACAGGCGGACAUUGUGAAGAUCAUGAGCGUCAAGCUGGGCCCAGCCUUGAAGAUCUAUAACGCCAUUCUCAUGUUCAAAAAUGCUGAUGACACCUUAAAGUGACUGGCCCAGGGCUGGGCCCUCCUCCUUGCUGGGCCUCCCUCUCCAGCUGAUACUUCCUCCCUGACUUGCAUCCCUAUACCCCACUGUGCCCCCACCCUCUGUAUCUGACCAGGGUUGGUCCUUCCUAGAAGGUGCAUGGGAGCAGAGGAGCCCAGGGAGGGUGGGAUCCUGGCCCCGGGGUCCUGGGGCUCAUUUGCCAUCAGGUGCACCAGUGAGAGUGUGACUGGCCGGGGUGUUACUGAUAGAGUAGGUUGGAGGCCCUGCCUCUGGUAGCCCCACACCCCCAGCUGACUUGUUUUAUCACCAAAGGGUCUUUUUCUUAAUGGUUAAGAGGAGUCUGGUAGAGCAGGAGUCCUCUGAUCUGAGGUCCUUGCCCCUUUUUGGCAUCUCCACGCACUUUUCUCUCCUUGGCUCCUUUCCUCCUAAGAAGUGACCCUGCCAUGAACAUAUUUACACCUGAAGUCACCUCCUCCCUUUCUAUCUGCCUGUUUUGCUGCCCUCAUUCCUGCUUCCUGGUUUCCUGGGUGAUACCCCCAGCCAGAACCCACUAGUUCUUCCCCCUUAGAUGUGUGAACCUCAGAAACAUGUUUUCAUAUGAUCCAUUGGGAGUCUCUGGCUGCCUUUCUCCCUUUUGCCCAGAAAUGGGGGAUUCUGAGCCAAGAGGCCUUCUUAAACAGGCCCAGUGCUGGACUAGUUGGCAUUUGUGUCCCAUGUCAAGUCCUAGUUCCAGCAGAUGAGCAGGUGGUCAGAGCCUGUUUCACAACUGACAGAGGUUGAGGUUCCACUGAUGUUUCCGACACACCCUUCCCGUGUUGUGUCUGGGGAGGAGGAAGCCUGGCCAGGAGACCAGCCCAUGGGUAUGUCAGACAAUCUUGGGUCUUUGACCAGAGGGGCAGCUCCAGUAGGCAUGGUGGUGUCCAAAGCUGGGCAUAGCAUCCUCUCUGCAGCCAUGGGCCUCAGCCAAGGUAUUGCCCAUGGGGUGAGGGCCCCAGGCCUGCCAGGCCUCCUGCCAUGAGAAUAUAGCACUCUGUCUAGCACACUCCCCACAUGACAUCACCUUCAGUCUGGCUCUUAAAUGUUUACCACUUGCUCUUGAGAAGUCUUACAAAGGCCACUGAAAGUUGGGAGUUGGGAAGGUGAACUCUUCUAUCUGAAUUCUCUAGGUCCCUUAAGCCCUCCUUGCCACUCUCCAUCUGUCUUGCACUGCCAGCUGGGUUCCUGCUCGGGCUCUGGGACUUCAACUUCUUGGGGUGGGGGCCCAGCCUCCACUGAGCCACUGCCAAACCUGCUUCCCAGCCUGGGGGGAAGGGCCAGAGCCCCUGGCAGGAGCCAGCCCCACAGGGAGGUGAGGAGCCACCGCCAAGCUCCUGUGCCCCCAGGUGCUGACAUGAGCCUGCAGGGUGUGGGGCCAGGGGCUGUCCUUCCCCAGACCCCUUUUCUCAAUCGUGUGCGAUGUGUGUCUGUGUGGCACUCUCAGAAGUGUUUGACAGGGUGCAGAUGUGAAGCUCAGUGCUGGGAAAAUAUCAAGGGCUAUUGUCAUUAAAAAGUGUAGCUUUAUUUUUUCCUUACAAGUGGGAAACCCAAAGCUCUGCUGAUUUCCUGCCAUGGCCCAGUAGGGACCCCUCUCUCACACAGGCCAGACAGCUUUUUGAGGACAGCCAUUCAGCCCCCUGCUGAGCUCCCACAGGGCUUCAGAUGUUCUUUCCCUUUCAACCCUGAGAGGUGGCUUUGAGCACAGCCUUCCUGGGAGCUCCUCAGGGCGAAGGUUGGAUGUACAGAGGUGGCAUUGGUGCCCCCUUGGCCAAGAGUACAGAGGAGCCAGUCUAAACCUCUCUUUUAUCUUGGUUGCCUACGUGGUGGCAAAACUCAUCAGCUCCUUGUCUUCAGUCUGCUCCUCCACAAAAGGAGAGAAGCGCACUGACUUUGUGGUGUGAGGAGAAGGCAGCAGGUACUUAAGGCUGGUGCUGUGGGGCCUCACAGCUUCCGGGGAGGGGCUGGACAGCCUUUGCCCUGCAGAUCUGCCAAGCUCCUGAUGCUUGUCUGUGGGAAAGGCAAGAUGGACUGAGGGCAGUGGAGAAGUCGUCCCCAGGCCCCUAGACUUUGAUGCCUCGGCACUUUCUGCACUGAUGUCAACCUUUCUGUCAAGAAACCAAAUCAUUAAUACGUGGAAAGAAGUCUGCCUUCUGUGUACCCCACUGUCCCUUCAUGCCCACUCUGUCCCCAGAUGAGAUCAUUGCAUCUUGACCUGGGAGCACAGAGAGGGGGAGGGGGUUGGCAGCAGUUCCUACUGCCCUCUGCCCUUUGCCCUCUGCCCUGCUCUCUAGCAACAGGUGCCACUUACAUUUUGGCCCCUGGCAGCCUCGCCCUGCCCCUGCUCAGCUCCGGCUUAGGGCAGGGGAGACCUUUCUGUUUAAUUUCUGAAGCAGAGAGAAUGAUCUCAGAGUUUGAAAAUGAAGUCUUUUUUGCACUUUCAUUCACAUGCACUUUGGUGGGAUUACAUUUUUGUACUUGCCUCUCUUGUGUGCACGUGUGUGUGUGUAUGUGUGUGUGUGUGCUUUAAGAGGAUCUCUGGCUUAAGCUGACUCUUGAGGGAGAGUUAUAAACAAAAUGUUAUGUUAUUUGUCAGUGUAUCAAAACAACUUAAAUAAACUUGAACAACGGAU
This is a messenger RNA of Lemur catta (Ring-tailed lemur), 5248 nucleotides long. It is a transcript of the gene L3MBTL1, whose product is annotated as L3MBTL histone methyl-lysine binding protein 1. Gene Ontology annotation, cellular component: nucleus. The transcript has 22 exons. Gene Ontology annotation, biological process: regulation of DNA-templated transcription. The record is from RefSeq and is a predicted model, not a curated record. NCBI's taxonomy places the organism in Eukaryota, Metazoa, Chordata, Mammalia, Primates, Lemuridae. The coding region runs from base 54 to 2585 and encodes 843 amino acids. Gene Ontology annotation, molecular function: zinc ion binding; protein binding.